AUGGAAGCAAGUUUGCUGUACUCAUCCCUCACUAUUGUCUUUCUCGUCAUUGCUUUUACCUUCUUCUCCAGCAAAAAAUCUCAUCGCUCACGAAACCUGCCUCCGAGCCCUCCGGGUCUUCCAGUCAUCGGUCACCUCCACCUCGUGAAGAAGCCCUUGCAUCGAUUCCUCCAGGAGCUCGCCCAAAAACUCGGACCUGUCUUCUCCCUCCGGUUCGGCUCCCACCUAGUAGUUGUUGUGUCCACGUCGACAGCCGUGGAGGAAUGUUUUCACUAA
Thlaspi arvense is the source of this 276-nucleotide messenger RNA. The record is from the annotation of a GenBank genome assembly. NCBI's taxonomy places the organism in Eukaryota, Viridiplantae, Streptophyta, Magnoliopsida, Brassicales, Brassicaceae.